GUGAAAGAAGCAGCCGCGGCGACAGACUGUGGGCUAAGUUUGUCCGCCCUGGCUUCCCAUCACGAGUCGACGGGGCUUUGUUUCAUUGAUGAACAACAACUGUCGGUUUCGCUUAAAAAAUUCACACCAAAAGUACAGGCGUUAGAAACGGUCAAGCACGCUGUCUUGUCGUGACAUUUUUUUGGAUAAUUUGUAGAGACACGGCAAAAAGAGGAAGGGAAGGGAGGGAGUGGGAAAGUGCGGACGACUCUAAAGUUGACACUCUGCUGUCAUUUUUGGUACUUGUUGAAUAGGCUGUUGUCGUGUGUACAUAACACAACACUUGAGCGUGUGUGGGCAGCCUGCUGGGAACAGAUCACAAGUUCCAGAAAUCCCUCUCUGGUGUCAGGGUCUUCUGUAUCACCAUGAGUCAGUGACAGCACAGGGACAGUGAUGGCAGAGCUGGAGAUCGACCAGUCCAACCUUCCACGUGUCCAAGAAGUGUGCCAGUGUUUUGCUGUGCUGGAGGAUGGAGCUUUGGCACAUAACCUGCAGGAGCAGGAGAUCGAGCAAUACUAUACCACCAACAUCCAGAAGAACCAGCUGGUGCAGAAUGACAUCCGUGUAGCCAAAAGGCUGCAGGAUGAGGAGGACGAGCAGCGGGCCCAGCAGAGCGCCAUCUUCAGGCAGACUUCCAGACAACUAGAGGAGCAAGACUUUGAGUACGCCCGUGUCAUUCAGGAUGAGAUCCAGCGGUGUGCUGAGGAGGCCCAGAGGAGGGAGCAGGAUGAUGAGGAAAUAGCUAAACGAAUGCAGGAAGAGGAAGAGCAGAGCAUCAGGAGGAGGAGCAGAGGGCAGGAGGGCCACAGUGAAGGCAGCCACAGCGAUCCUGCACUGCCUUCCCCACACCAGCACACACACCAAGGAGUGGAGCAGUACUCGCCUACCACCACCAGGUGGCAAUAUUCUACCUCUCACAACCAUUCACACUCAACUAGGUCUUGGGCUGUCUCCCCCAGGGGACUAGCAGCUCAGAAAAACAAAACUUCAUGGUCAAAUCAAGGACACACGGAUUCCAUUAGGCAAAUCAGGAGUGAGUUGAGAGAGCCUUUGAGUGAGGAUUCAGAGGAGUCAGACACAGAUUUCUCUGAACAACUCUCUGUCUGGUCCAAGAGACUGAAUGAAAGACUCAACACAGAACCUACUCAACGGCGGGCCUCUUUACAUCACUCGCAAGAGAGAAACUACAGAAGUCUUUGCUCUCGCAGCAGCUUCACAGAUGAGCUCAGAAGCUGGGAGGAGGAGAGAGGAGAGUGGGACGAGGACUGUUAUGACAAUGGUGAACAGGAGAAGAGGAGGCCUAGGAAUCAGGAUCAGGGAAGGAACCACAGAGAGGAGUAUGAGGGUUUGCACAGGAGCAGAGAUCAGGAUAGAGACUCUAGAUUGGUCGAGGUGAGAGAAAGGCGAUGUCAGCGCAGUGAAUCUGCCAGGCUACAUGACAGGAGUAGCAACAGAGACUUGGCAAGGACCUGGAGCUAUAAGGACAACCCUGACAAACGUGUCCACUUUCAGGACGAUAGCAGAAGCUUUAACAGGCAGCAGGAUGAAAGCAGCCAAGUGUGGGAGAUGCUAGGCCAGGUCCUCAGAGAGAGGGGUGUGCCUGUGAGGUUUGGUGGCAAUGGGGCGCCACUACAAAUAAGGCCUCAAAGCAGAGACAGCCAGGUGCUUCAUGGGAGUGAGGUCUCCUGCUGCGACUCCCAACCACAUCAGAGAGCUUUCCAGAGAGCUGCCACCAGCAGGCACAGUUUCCAUGGAGAUAUCAGGGAGAGGAGGAGAUCGUCAUACCGAGAGAACAGUGGGAGAGAUCACAGAGAAGACCGAGACAGGCACCAUGAUAAUAUGGAGCAUGCCGGAGAGGUAUUUGAGAUUAGUAGUAGAGACUCAUAUCUUGCUAACAGAGAAAGGCGAGGCAGUAGAAGGUGGAGAGAACCCAGAUACACUAAUGAUGACGAGAGGGAGAGGAAUGCAUAUGACUACAGGGUCAAGAGGACAACAAGCGAACGUAGACAUGGGCACAACACCCUUGAACAAAGGUUAAGCUCAGAGGAGGAGCAGGAGGUGGAGAGGAGGGUCGGGUGGCCCCCUCGAAGAACCCUACAGCGUAGCCAAAGCCUCAGCAGCAGCGGGGCUUCAACCAGGGAUAGGUCAAGGCCCAUGGCAGCAGGAGUGGCACUACAACCAGAACAGGGUGAAGCAAGCCUGGACCUUGGGGAGUUGCAUCAGGUCCUACGAGAUGAAGAACUAGCUCGCAAGCUGCAGGAUGAAGAGGAAAAGCUGGUCAGGAGGAGCUCCCAACCCUCUCCAUGUAGUUCUUACCCAGAGGGAGACUUCAGAGUGGCGCAGGUGGCGCAGGAUGAGGAAAUUGCACGUUUUAUUCAGAAGCAGGAAAUUAAAUCAAAGCGAAGAUCUCGUGAGCUGGAGGGGCCGGCGUCGUGGCGCGAGCACAGAGCAAUGAUCAGUCACCAUGACAGACGAGCUGCAAGAGAGAGACAGUCUCCUUUGCCUCAGGUGCAGCGAGAGAGACUUGACUCAGAGGGCCUUCCUUCCCCCACUGAGGACUGCUCCCCAGAGAACCAGCCACCCAGUCCCACCUAUACUUUACCACAAACCCAGCAGAUCAGAAACAUUGCAGAGGAGCUGGACCCGACCUUCCAGGCCCGGAGGCAAGACACAGACAGCCUUCGAGUGGGACAAACAGGUCCAGCCUGUCAGUCGCUUCCCCUGCCGCAUUCUGGUUUACAUGACUUCCUUGAGGAGCCUACUUUCAUCCCACCCACAAAGCGGCAAACAGAAAAAUCUGGACGCACUAAACCAAAAGAGAAGAAGGAAAAUUGCAAGCAACAAUAAUGUCCAGCACAGUGUCCUGUUGGAGUGCAACUUUAUAUCUUGUAACACUAAAUAUCAGUUCAGUUACAGAGUUCUCAUUACUUAUUACUUUAAGUUCUGCCCCCAUAAGCACUUUAAACCAGUGGAACAAAGAGAAAGAGCUGAGAGAAGUGACAUUUUAGAAUAUUAAGUGAAUAAUGAAAACACUUUGAACUCAUGCAUUUUAUAAUUUUCAAAGGGAAAACUGAGGUUUAUUGAGGUAUUGCUUGUGUUGAGUGUUUAAUUUAAACAGUAUACAUUUUUUUAUUGUUAAGAUGAGUUUUAUUUGUUUUUAUUUAGCUAAUCAUUAUUUUGUCAGUAUCCAAAAAGUCAUGUUUGUUUUAGACCUGCAGGUAUUUCUGUAGAAUUUUGUGGGGUUUUUUCCUUUUAUAUUGUACUGAAGAUUUAUCUCUACAGCUGAUUUACUGAAAGGAAAUAACCAUGGUCAAAUGAUUGGUUACUUCCUUAGUAUCAUUUUAGAAUUGCCUAAAUGCAGUGUGAUGUCUUGGGGGAUUUUUUGGUAGGCACCGUGAGCUGUACACUAUUUAGGACAUGGUAAUAACUCAUCCAUAGCUCCUGACAAAACCAACAAUUGACUACCAAGAAGAGAAAACAAGAAGUUACUGCAAUAACCUUUGAACCUGAGAGCUGUUGUUAUCAGCAAAGCUAUGUUAAGACAUCCACAGUUGGUUUGUUGGCCAACUUUGUUUCAAAGCAGUUUGGCCAGACUGUAGUCCUGUUUACAGUAGCACAGUGACAAUCAAAUUAACGUAUUUAAUUCUUAUUUAAAUGGAUAUCACAUUUGCUAGAAAAAUACAUUACAGCUGUCAUAAUUUUAUGUCAAAGUGCUUUGUAAUAUCCAAAUGUAAAUAUAUCCAACUCAUGAGCAUGGAUAAUUUUGGAGCUUUCAACUGAAUUUCAAAGAUUCAAAAACUUUACAAGUGCAUCUUUAACCUUUGAUUAUUUGGUACAACGUCCAACUCAUGUUUUUGUAUAUUUUUGUCUGUGGGUUUUUAUCAGUCCAGAGCCAAUUAACAUUAUUGGUGGCACAGGAAACCUGCUCUAACAACAAGGAUAUGAUUUUACACACAUAUAACCAUUCUGUAGUCUGUUUUUUGUUUGUUUGUUUUUGUAUGUUCAUAUUAUUCCCACGUUUAAAACAUGCUUUGUUUUCUACAUAUGAAAUAUGCCACUGCUUAGGUGGACCAAUAUGAAUGCAAAUGUUAUGUAUAAAAGUGCAACAAAUAAAAAAAUAUUUUUA
Molecule: messenger RNA, 4165 nt
Organism: Seriola aureovittata
Lineage: Eukaryota; Metazoa; Chordata; Actinopteri; Carangiformes; Carangidae
Gene: ccdc187
Product: coiled-coil domain containing 187
Exons: 13
Coding region: 433-2886 (817 amino acids)
Source: RefSeq, a predicted model, not a curated record